GAUGCAAGACACGGUCGGCGGCACAGCAGUCCGAGCAGCGGCAGCCAAGAAAUUGUGCAAAUCGUGAGUGGCGACUCGUCCGUCUUCCGCCGGGUUCCGUGGUCGGGUUCAGUCGCAAAUUGUUCUUCCUCCGAAAUAAAUCAGUCGUGAACGGCCGAGCCGAGCUGAGCUGAGCUGAAUUUGCACACGCGAUUGGAAUUGCGUUCGAGUAACGGGCGAGUGCCUGGUCGUGAAUUUUGCGGAAUUAUCGCAAGUGCCUGUGGACGAUUGGAGCAAGGACUCGCUUCCUCGGGAGGCAACAUGAGGGACAGCCAGCGCGACAUCCAGUGAGAUAUUCGCGUGACGACGGCGUCGACCGGAGGCCAAACGCUCUGAACAGCGUGUCCCAAGUCCGAGUGGUUGUGUUGUUGGUACUUUGUACAGUUGUUUCCACUUCUCUUCUCCGACCAGUGUCCUAUUCUAGUAUUCCGUACUCCGUAUUCUGUAUUCCUACUGCCGCCGUCGGUUCGCUCGUAGUUCUUUCCUCUCGACACAGUUCGCCAUACAAUCUGUAACGGGACUCGCCUAUUUGUUCCUAAUUUCUGUUCGUGGUCAGUUAAGAAAGUAAGAAAUGUUUUGUGUGAGUGCAGCAGCGUAAGGGAAAAUCCGCUCAGAAAUCCGGACCAGUUGCAACUGCAUUUUUUUGUUUCCGUGCGGGACUCAUUAUUUUUGUUUUCUUCGUGGCUUCGUUUCUCGGAAUCAUAGUAAAAAGCAGGAGUUGCGGCCCGUACAGUUGCUGCGACCGCUGGGACAUUGAGUGCUGGCCACCUAGACUCGUUGGAGGGACAGACCGGCGAAAUCGCGAUUAGUCGCUGGGUGCAAUCUAAAAAAGUUCCUUCCACACCCUCGAGCCAGCUGUGAGGAAUUUUUCCGUUCGAAAGUUUGCGGUUUGUUGUUGUUGUGCUGCCGUUGUAUAACGAGACAACGUGGUCGAGAGGUACACACGCCUUUGCCCUUUCUGCACACGUAUACCAUCCCACCCGCCUCCGCCCUCGUUCGGUUAUACCGGCCGCCCUCGGGUCGUAGUUCGGAGUUCUCGCGCGCACUUGCCACCGUUUGCAGCCGCCCCUUGAAGAAAAUCACGAACGUCCUCAUCCCCGCGAGCGAGUCUGCAUAAGACGUCGGCAUCUUGGUCAUCUCCACUCGCACCAUUGACGGAGGACAGAAGGGCAUAAGCGCCAACGUCGCUACCCCCAACCCUUCGGCCGCAGACGUCGUCAUCGUAGGGAGCUGUCACAUAGCCAAUAUGCCGUCACUGCAACAGUUCAACUCAACUGAUUGCCCUAGUCCGGAUGCCAGAUCACUCACUGGUCCAGACAUACUUCACAGACAUUCAAUCAAUUCGUUGUUGGAAAGGCAUGAGUUAAUCAAUAGAGGACUAUCAUCACCGAUUGAAGGUGAAACGCUAUCAAUACCAGAUUUGCUUGGAAUCGGAAGCUCAAGGAAUAGCUUGUUUGGAUCACAAACCGGAUCAAUAUCCCCUUCACCGAACAAUUAUGCUUCGCUUAUGACCAGUUCAACCGGAUCGUCAAUAUCGCCCGGCAUUAGCAUGUCGUCAACGCAGAAUUUUGACGCUUUUUCGGUAAUUUAUGGCAAAAACUCCUGCACAGUAAUAUCCUUAUCCAAGCGCAAGUAAAAUUGCUCCUAAAACUGUUGAUUUAGUUUAGGAAGUAGUGACUAGAUGAACGCAGCACGUGUACGAACACUAUAGUUGUAAAAACACUGACAA
This is a messenger RNA of Hermetia illucens (black soldier fly), 1768 nucleotides long. RefSeq lists its product as uncharacterized. Lineage: Eukaryota; Metazoa; Arthropoda; Insecta; Diptera; Stratiomyidae. Bases 1286 to 1675 code for a protein of 129 amino acids. The record is from RefSeq and is a predicted model, not a curated record. The transcript has 3 exons.